Molecule: messenger RNA, 554 nt
Organism: Ruditapes philippinarum (Manila clam)
Lineage: Eukaryota; Metazoa; Mollusca; Bivalvia; Venerida; Veneridae
Source: RefSeq, a predicted model, not a curated record
UAAAAACCCAGUUUUAUACUUCAAUUGGAAUAUUCACUGUACUGUUACAACAAUUUUCGUUUGGCAACAGACAAUGAGGCUUUUUGUUCUAACGGCUUUACUUGUACCUUGUCUCUCAAUACAAGAAACCCACCAUUUUGUUCACCUAACGGAUGAUGGAAGAACUAUUCACCAGGAUAUAAUAUACGAUAAGAACGAAAACACUCUUUUGGUCAUCGUUGGAGAUGUAUCCAUGUACAAGAAUACAAUCCCAACCAUCAAUUAUCAUGACUAUGAUACGGGAUAUGUUGUUUUCAAAGACAUCAAACAUCAAAUGUGUUCCUUGUCAAGGGUACCAAUCCCAAAACUAUCUCUUGAAAUGUAUAGACAGGGUGUGUCAAAUGAAACACUGCGAUUCACGUCUCGGUAUAAUCCAACUCCACUAACGUACUCAGAAGUUAAAGAGACAGCAGGAAUAAAGAUUGCAGAAUUUUGCAAAGAUUAUGAUACAUUUUUCCGAACACUGAUUCCAAACCAGAAAGUCAAAAGAAGUGGAGUAAAUGCAGAGGCACCAU